GUAUGGCUUAUUAAUUAGUGUGAUUUCAUUGAUGCCCAGGUUAUGGCUGUUCGUUCUGUGCUUGGAAAGCUGGGUAGGAGUAGAUUUAUUCCCGACAAUGGAAGACAUAUCAUGGUUGGGAGUUCUCCUACUGUUUGUUCCUCUCCUCAUCACCCUUUUGAUUAUUAUGGGGUCGUCCAUGAUCGAAACAAAGCGGAUCAAAAAAGCAACCCUUUUCUUCUUGGAUCUCUUAUGAAAGAGCCACUUUAUCGUCAUUUGGAUUUUGGAGGACUAGGACCUGCUCGUUUCGCCAUCGAAGAGUUGAGGAAGAAAAGGAAUAUCCAACUGCAGUCUGUGAGAGUGUUGAGGGUGUUAGCAAGGAAACAUGUUGGCUUGCCACGAUAUGAUUCUUACUAUGAUCUACUGCUGGAGGCAGUUGAUGCCGAUGUGAUGAGAUAUUUCGAAGUAACAGUGUCACUUAGUUCCAGGGAUGACUUGUGGUUGGAAGACUUUUGUCUUCUCGUUGAUAAUAAAAAACCUAUAAGAUUAUAUUAUCACCUAGACAACUUUUUUGAUGCAUCUGCUAAGGCUCGAGAGCAGUUAUCAUUUGGUAUGCGAAAAGGAAACCUCUCUCUGCUGCCUCCCUCAGCCCUCCCUCAUCUCUCAUACACAAACCCGGGACACAAAGAGGAAACCACUGCUCCAAAACGCAGAGGUCGAACGAAUGCAUGUGAAGCGGCGAAACACUUCGGUCCAGCCCCCGGUGUACCUCAAAAGUACACCAAACCUUAUGUCCGGUCAAAGAGAAGGAAGUUUAAGAAGGCUAGAGGAAAGAGGAACAAUGAGGGCUUUAGAGGUUGAAUCAUUUAGAAUUGAAAAUGCUAUUUCUAGAACCUAAUUUUGCUUGUCUUUAAGUGUCUGGUAUCAUGUUACCUUCCCUGACCCUUCUCCGUAAUUAGGAAUGUUUUCAUAAUUCUUGUAUUGUUCUAACCUAGUUCGCCAGUAUUUUUCUCUAGUAAUGCUAAGUCUAUCCCAAGGAAUACCUUGGAUGUCU
This is a messenger RNA of Prunus dulcis (almond), 1033 nucleotides long. RefSeq lists its product as uncharacterized. Lineage: Eukaryota; Viridiplantae; Streptophyta; Magnoliopsida; Rosales; Rosaceae. The transcript is spliced from 5 exons. Gene Ontology annotation, cellular component: ribosome; cytosolic large ribosomal subunit. Gene Ontology annotation, biological process: translation. Gene Ontology annotation, molecular function: structural constituent of ribosome; RNA binding. The record is from RefSeq and is a predicted model, not a curated record. The coding region runs from base 43 to 840 and encodes 265 amino acids.